Triticum urartu is the source of this 1415-nucleotide messenger RNA. The record is from RefSeq and is a predicted model, not a curated record. NCBI's taxonomy places the organism in Eukaryota, Viridiplantae, Streptophyta, Magnoliopsida, Poales, Poaceae.
CCUUGGUUCCGUACCCCUGUAGUUCUUCUUCCUCCUCCCUCCAAAGCAAAGCAAGUUCUUGGUUCUCGUCCCAUGCAAAGCUCUGCUCGUGGGUCUUCUCAUCCGGUUGGGCAUGUGUUGAGCACCACGGCGCCAGUCCAUCUUUCUCGCGCCCACAACGGAGAAACCGGCCAGCCUUUGCGUCGUGCCCGGCCGGUUCCUCUCUUGUUUGCCAAGAGAAAGACGGAUGGCUUGGCUGGGUUUCACCGGUACAAGGGAGGGAGAAGAAUUUGGGAACAAGUUGUUUGUUGUUGAAGCACUUGUAAUUUUCUGUGCUUUUUGCAGCGACGAACAAGGGACGGCUCCCUCCGAUCCAACCAAACCCAACCCGCGCCCAUUGGAUCCAUGCCGCGUCCGACCCGGCUGGAAUGGACCCACCGGAAUGGAACGCGCCUCGGCUGACGCCGUUCCUCUCAGCGCCCCGAGCAAAAUUGCUGCGCCCCGUUCCCCCCGUUAAGCCCGCUGGCCGCCGUUCCAACCCACCGGAACGGAACGCCGUUCCUCCCAGCCCCCCCACACCGUCCCGACGGCUGGAACGCCGUUCCACCCCGCCGUUAGGGUUGCGCGGCCCUACAAAUAGGCGCGCCGUACGCCCGUUCCCCCUCCCCCUCCUCCCACCCCGCCGCCGCAGCGCUCGCCCCGAGCCUGGAUCCUUCGCCUCGACGGGUGCGAUUGGAUCGAUCCGCCGGCCUCUCUCCCCUCUCGCCACCGCCGACGAGAAGACCGUGAGGUGAUGGCUUGUGGGAAACAGCUCCCACGUGGUCAGAGGGACCUUCCCUCAGACAGGCCUGCGCACACCCGCACAACAAGACCCAUCGAGAUCUGUGAAGUUACCGCUGAUGGGAUCGUCAUGGCCUCAGAAGUACCGUUCUACGAGGUCAUGCCUAAGGCCUGCACCAAGCGCCAGCUGAAAUGGCGCCGUCGUAUACAGAAGCUGGGCACCUAUGGCAACGCAACAAUUGUCUAUCCCCUGACAGAAAUUGAGCAGGAGCUUCUUAAUGCGAUGGGAGCAUUGGCCGUUCAGCAGUUUGAGGACUGAAGAUUGGAAACCCACUUUUUUUGCUCAGGUGAAGGUUCUCGUCUCAUUUUGCUAAGUCUUUGCUGCAAGUUAAAUGAUCUUCCAUGUGCCUAGCGAACAUUCCUCUUGAUUUUCGAACUCCUGUUGUGGUCUGUAUAACGUCCGUCACCUUAUACGCUAUGUGCCACUUAUGCUGAGAUGUUAACGACUCUAUGCUAUGCCACUUGUGCUGAGAUGCCACUUACGCUGAGAUGUUAACUACUAUGCUAUGCCACUUCACUCGUUUAUAUGUCUUGUUAUCCGAAUGUGAUGGAACAAAAUGCUUUUUGUUUAUGAUAAAAUCGUGGUUGAAAAGUAA